This is a messenger RNA of Arabidopsis lyrata subsp. lyrata, 741 nucleotides long. RefSeq lists its product as uncharacterized. The record is from RefSeq and is a predicted model, not a curated record. Bases 213 to 566 code for a protein of 117 amino acids. Lineage: Eukaryota; Viridiplantae; Streptophyta; Magnoliopsida; Brassicales; Brassicaceae. The transcript is spliced from 2 exons.
AUUAGAAAGAGGAAAAAAAAAACAAAAGGUCGUGAAUGUCUGUGUCCCCUUCCUCAGUUCUCACGCAAGCUUCAACGAGAAAAGAUCGGAAUCUUCCCGUCGGUGAAGCGCCGCCGUAAUUAAAAGACGGAGAAUUAGAAGAAGAGGAGAUUGUAUUUAUGUGUAGCAGCGGUUAGUGUGUAUAUAGUUAGAAUUUGUUUCGAAGACGAACGAUGUCGCUGAGAAUUAAAUUAGUGGUGGAUAAGUUUGUGGAGGAGCUAAAGCAAGCACUUGACGCUGAUAUACAAGAUCGGAUCAUGAAGGAGAGAGAGAUGCAAAGUUAUAUCGAAGAGCGUGAGCGAGAAGUCGCUGAGCGAGAAGCUGCCUGGAAAGCUGAGCUCUCUCGCCGUGAGACGGAGAUUGCUAGACAGGAAGCGAGGUUGAAGAUGGAGAGAGAGAAUCUGGAGAAGGAGAAGAGUGUUCUCAUGGGGACUGCGUCGAAUCAGGAUAAUCAAGAUGGUGCUCUUGAAAUUACUGUGAGUGGUGAGAAAUAUCGGUGUCUUAGAUUCUCUAAGGCUAAGAAAUGAGGUUCGAAAUUGGAAUCUGGAUUCGAAUCAUAGGGCACAAAAGGAAAAGAUUUGUUCUUACGUUUAUGAUGGAUGCAAUGGGAAGGGGAUUUGUUGGAAUUAUGCUUGGUUUGUGUAAAUUGUUAAAUUCAAUGAAGAAAGUAUUGUGUUUUCUGGAAAGAGAGUUCUCUGAUCA